This is a messenger RNA of Drosophila navojoa, 1163 nucleotides long. RefSeq names its product Vacuolar H[+] ATPase 36kD subunit 2 (gene Vha36-2). The record is from RefSeq and is a predicted model, not a curated record. NCBI's taxonomy places the organism in Eukaryota, Metazoa, Arthropoda, Insecta, Diptera, Drosophilidae. Gene Ontology annotation, molecular function: proton-transporting ATPase activity, rotational mechanism.
AUGUCAAGCUUUUAAAUAAAUUUAAAGUAUUUCAAAGAAUAUUGCUAGCAGUUCCCGGCUCGUUCAGCUGGCUGUGGCAAGGAGCAGCGAGUGAUAGGAAGACGUUGCUGAGAGGUGCGGGCGCUGCUGCAAGAUGGCCGUCAACAACAAGAUACAGAUAUUUCCGUCUCGCGCCAAUGCGGUGCUGAUGGGUCAGAAGAUCAUGGCCGCCCAGCGCGGCAUUCGGCUGCUGAUACGCAAGCGCGAUGCAAUCGAUUUGAAGCUGCGGGAGCUGAAGGCCCAGAUGGUUGCCAAGGGGGAUAAUUUGGAUGAUGUGAUGCGCAACGCCAUCUUCUCAGUGACCAAGGCGAAUCUGCUGGGCGCGGACUUCAAGCCCCUGACUGCCACAGACCAACGAAAGGCAACCACAUACUUGCGUAAGCGCCAGCAGAAGAUCGUGGGCGUGACGUUGAACUAUUUCGAUUUGGAGAUCACCGAUAUGAACUCCCAACCGCUGGUGGGCCUCAGCUGCGGCGGCCAACAGGUGCAGAAGGUGCGCAAGAACUUUCAAGGGGCGCUGAAGAUGAUCGUAGAGUACGCCUCGCUAGAGUACAUGCUGCGCCUGCUGAUGUACGCCUCGCAUCAGACCAAUAUGCGCAUCAAUGCCCUGGACUUUGUAGUCCUGCCGCAGCUGAGCGCUACGGCCAAGUAUAUCAGCAGUGAGCUGGAGGAGUUCGAGCGCGAGGACUUCUAUCGAUUGAAGCGCUCACAGGCCAAGCAGCUGGAGGCCAAGCGCGCCUUCACAGAGCUCAUCAAGACCAGGAAUAUGACGGAAGAGGAGCUGGCAACGUACGUGAAGCACGGUGGCCACGUCCAGCAUUUGCCUGAGAUCACUUUCGACGAAACACCAUUCGAGAGGGAGGCACCGGACCCGAAGCUACGCGAGGCCUACAUCAAGCGCCACUCCCUGAUCGCCACCCAGAUGAAACGCGCCGAGACCCAUAUACCGGAUCCACAUACCGCCGAGUACUUGAAGCACAUUGAUCGUGAAGAGGUGACGCUCUCCGUACGCGCUCAGUCGCUGAUACCACAGUAUAGUUCAUCCGAAUCCAGCAACGAAGAUACCUAAGUAUCACUUUAUCGAAAGUCGAUGUCUCACUGAAGAUGCUUAGAUAUAUACUUGA